CAAUCAUUCAACUCAACUACAGUAGACGCCGCUUAUAAGAAUCACGGAUAUAAGGUUCAGUCGCUUAUUAGACUCAAAAUCGUCUGGAACGGUCCGGACGUAUCCAAAUACAUUAAAAAAAAAUCGGUUAUAAGACUCAACACUUCGGUUAUAAGACUCAAAUUUCGUAAAAUAAAUAGUAGAAAAAAACUUUUUUGGUUAUAAUUUAGAAAUAAAUUGGUAUUGAAAAAUUAAAUAAUAUUCGUGUUGAUUAUUUCUAGUUUCUAUUGAUACCUUAUAACGCAUAAUAAUUUUUAUCGCAGAUAAAAGUUCACAUUUAUCGCAACGAUUAUCGUUAUUAUAGUGCACUGAUUAUCUGGCGGUUGCACAGUUAUCGGAAUUACGGGUACAUAAAUACACAUACGUACACGUGCACAUGUAUGUAUGUUAUCAUUGUAGUCAAUAGUAUAAUUGUUGUGCAUUGAACGAUCAGUCGGUAUUCGAAUUUCAACGUGUGCUUUUCUUGUUGUUAACAUGAGUGCUAAUACGCGACGUGCUCUUAGUUUGAAUGACAGACAAGACAUUUUAAAAAAAUAUGAUCAACUUCCAAAGAUGGGACAACGUGAUGCAGCAGUUAGGCUGAACAUUUCACAAUCGGUAUUGAGUAGAAUAUUGAAGGAUAGGGAAGACAUUGAGUGUGAAACAUUACAAAAUAAGUCGCCGGGUCGAAAAAGGAAAAGGUGUGGAAAGGAUGAUACUGUUGAACGUGCAUUGAAAGAAUGGUUCGUAAAAGUUAGAAAUAAAGAUGCUCGCGUGUCAGGUCCUUUGCUUCGCCAAAAAGCUGAAGAAUUGGCAGAAAAAAUGGGGAAGGUUGACUUCAAAGCGACAGAGGGGUGGUUCCAUCGGUGGAAAAAAAGAGAAAACAUUUGUUUCCAAAAAAUGCACGGAGAACAAGGUGACGCAGAUUUUACGGGUGCACAUUUUUGGUUAGAAAAUGAAUGGCCUUCACUCAUCUCCGAAUUUUCACCCUCUGAUGUGUUUAAUGCUGAUGAGACUGGCCUGUACUUUAGAGCACUACCUGAGCAUACUUAUGUUCUUCAAAAUGGCAAAGCAAAAGGAACAAAAUCUUGUAAAGAACGAAUAACGAUCUUGUGUUGUGCCAGUAUGACGGGAGAAAAAAAGAAACUGCUUGUUGUCGGGAAGAGUAAGCAACCUCGUUGUUUCAAAGGAGUUAAAGCUUUACCUGUUGAUUAUACAGCGAAUAAAAAUGCAUGGAUGACUCAAGAAAUCUUUAGUCAGUGGUUGAUCAAAUGGGAUAAUGAACUAGACAGAAAAAUUGUACUCUUAAUAGACAACUGCACAGCUCACAAUGUAAGUUUAAACUUGAAAAAUAUAAAACUGGUUUUUUUACCGGCUAAUACCACAUCACUUAUUCAGCCUUGUGAUCAAGGAAUUAUUCGUACACUUAAAGCUUACUAUAGAUUAAAAAUGAGAAAAAGGGUAAUCACUCUCAUUGAUGAAAUGUUUGAAUGUAAGUCAACUUCGACUUUAAAGGCUAAUGACCUUCCAAGAAAAUUAACAUUCUCGAGGCCUUACACUUUGUCAACGAAGCGUGGAAUAAUAUUAGUGAUGUGACUAUUCGAAAUUGUUUUCGUCACGGA
Daktulosphaira vitifoliae (grape phylloxera) is the source of this 1640-nucleotide messenger RNA. Its product is annotated as tigger transposable element-derived protein 6-like. Lineage: Eukaryota; Metazoa; Arthropoda; Insecta; Hemiptera; Phylloxeridae. The record is from RefSeq and is a predicted model, not a curated record. The transcript has a single exon. Gene Ontology annotation, molecular function: DNA binding. The coding region runs from base 514 to 1614 and encodes 366 amino acids. Gene Ontology annotation, cellular component: nucleus.